AAUAAAUCCACAAGUCACCUAUUGUACUUAUCUUUUCUCUACUUUUGGUUCUCAUAUAAAGCCAUCGAUCGUAUUCGAGAAAUUCAAGCCACAGAACUUCCUCUAGUAGCAACCUUAGCCUCAAAUCUUUAGAAAAAAUGUUGACUGUUCCAGUAGCAACCUUAGCCUCAAAUGGCAGAACCAUUCCUCUUGUAGGCUUUGGCACCGCUGAAUUUCCUUUCAACACGACUGAAUCUGUAGAAAAAUAUUUUCUCCAUGCAAUUCAACUCGGCUAUAGACAUUUUGAUGCUGCUGCACUCUACGGGACCGAGCAAUCUCUUGGCGAAGCCAUAGCCGAAGCUUUACAUCUUGGUCUCAUCACAUCACGCGAUGAGCUUUUCAUCACUUCCAAGCUUUGGUGCGGCGAUGCACACCGUGACCUUGUCCUCCCUGCAAUAAAAAAAACUCUCAAGAAUCUUGGGUUGGAGUAUCUUGAUCUAUAUCUCAUUCAUUUUCCGGGAAGCUUGAAACGGGGCACAGGGUUUCCAUUUAAAACAGAAGAUAUUGUGGCGAUGGAUAUAGAGUCUGUGUGGGAGGCCAUGGAGGAGUGUCAAAAGCUUGGACUUACGAAAUCCAUAGGAGUCAGCAACUUUUCCUGCAAGAAGCUUGAGAAAUUACUUGCCUCUGAAAAAAUCCCUCCGGCUGUCAAUCAAGUGGAGAUGAACCCAGUUUGGCAACAGAAGAAGCUGAGAGAGUUCUGUGAGGAAAAGGGCAUCCAUAUAACGGCUUACUCGCCGUUGGGAGCCAAAGGAGUAGUUUGGGGAACUAACAGAGUCAUGGAUUCUCAAGUGCUGAAAGAGAUUGCAAUUGCUAAAGGAAAGACAGUUGCUCAGGUUUCUCUCAGGUGGGUUUAUGAGCAAGGAGUAAGUUUAGUUGUGAAGAGCUUUGACAGAGAAAGAAUGAAAGAAAACCUUGAGAUAUUUGACUGGCAGUUGAGUGCUGAAGAACUUCAGAAAAUAGAACAAAUUCCACAGAUGAGAGGGAACAUCGUUCAGCAAUUUGUGUCAGAGAAGGGUCCUUACAAGUCCAUUGAAGAGAUCUGGGACGGAGAAAUUUAAGGUCAAUUUACUUUGUUGUGACUUCAAUGCAAACUAUGUAUUUUUAGUUGUAUUUAUAUUUACUAUGCACUCCCAUAAUAAGCUCAGAAUUAAACUAA
Molecule: messenger RNA, 1195 nt
Organism: Pistacia vera
Lineage: Eukaryota; Viridiplantae; Streptophyta; Magnoliopsida; Sapindales; Anacardiaceae
Product: non-functional NADPH-dependent codeinone reductase 2-like
Exons: 4
Coding region: 138-1097 (319 amino acids)
Cellular component (GO): cytosol
Molecular function (GO): aldose reductase (NADPH) activity
Source: RefSeq, a predicted model, not a curated record